Messenger RNA from Notothenia coriiceps (black rockcod), 570 nucleotides. It is a transcript of the gene spag8, whose product is annotated as sperm associated antigen 8. The record is from RefSeq and is a predicted model, not a curated record. Bases 82 to 570 code for a protein of 162 amino acids. Lineage: Eukaryota; Metazoa; Chordata; Actinopteri; Perciformes; Nototheniidae. The transcript has 5 exons. Gene Ontology annotation, molecular function: microtubule binding. Gene Ontology annotation, biological process: positive regulation of transcription by RNA polymerase II. Gene Ontology annotation, cellular component: cytoplasm; nucleus.
AUAGAGAAACAGGUUUCAGUGUGUUGUUCAUGCACAACUUGGUCCAUUUUAGUCAAGCUUAGUAGUUAUAUUGGUGGCACAAUGGCAGAGAAGCCCGCCGCGGUGGGAAAUAAAGUUGGUAAAUGUAUGCUGCACAACUGGGUGGAAGAGAGGGCCAUGGAGGAUGUUGACACUCAGGAAACGAGGACACAAAUCCAAAAACAUGGACACAAAGGGAUCAUCACAAUGGACCAGGAGUCUCAAAUGGAGAGUGUCACCACGCUGAGAGCGAAUUUCACUCCUCCCAAAGGUCCUGGGGUGAGGCUGCGGGGCAUCAGAGGCGAGCUUUUGGAAAAACAUAAUGCCCAGAGGAUAAGAGAGAAGGUUAAUGCUGAAAGGAACAAACCAAGUCCCAAAACUGACUUCUGCUCCACAACUCAGAGGGAUUUCUGUGUACAGGGAUUUGUGCCUCUUACCCCUGAAACAACCCAAGUUCAUGAUUACAAAUCUGACCAGGCCAUCACAUUUUGGAGUGAAAACUGCCAGCGGAUACAGGUGUGUGAGAUUAUUCCAACUGUUUGUUUGCUGUGA